Molecule: messenger RNA, 117 nt
Organism: Sclerotinia sclerotiorum 1980 UF-70
Lineage: Eukaryota; Fungi; Ascomycota; Leotiomycetes; Helotiales; Sclerotiniaceae
Exons: 1
Coding region: 1-117 (38 amino acids)
Source: RefSeq, a predicted model, not a curated record
AUGGCCCAAUGCGUUCUUCCCAAGUGGGCAAGUGUUGUUCCGCGCGACAUACCACCUCUUACGAAAGUAUAUCACAGAAGGAGAGAUGCAGAACCUCUAUUUGAAAGUCCAGAAUGA